Messenger RNA from Cryptococcus deneoformans JEC21, 1721 nucleotides. RefSeq names its product protoporphyrinogen oxidase, putative. Gene Ontology annotation, cellular component: mitochondrial inner membrane. Gene Ontology annotation, molecular function: protoporphyrinogen oxidase activity, oxygen as acceptor. The record is from RefSeq and is a predicted model, not a curated record. Gene Ontology annotation, biological process: heme biosynthetic process. The coding region runs from base 57 to 1658 and encodes 533 amino acids. NCBI's taxonomy places the organism in Eukaryota, Fungi, Basidiomycota, Tremellomycetes, Tremellales, Cryptococcaceae. The transcript is spliced from 2 exons.
AUUUUGUUCCAAUCACCUCAUUUCUAUUGGCUACUUCUUUUGCAAUCCCUAAAACGAUGUCCCCCCCACCAAAACAUAUAACAAUCCUCGGAGGUGGCCUCUCAGGCCUCUCGACUGCCUACCACCUGUCCCGUGUCCUUCCGGCGAGUACCAAAAUCUCCCUGGUCGAGGGCACAUCAAGAGUUGGCGGGUGGAUCGAUUCUCAGAAACAUGAACUGGGGUUCAAGGAUCAAAGGGGGCAAAUGAGAGAGGGGGUGGUGGGCAUCGAGACUGGGCCUAGGAGUAUACGGCCUAGAGGAAGUAGAGGAGCGGCAAGCAUGCUGAAGAUGUUGGAAGAUCUCGGGCUGGAGAACGAUAUCAUGCCUAUCCCGUUCUCUCAUCCAUCUGCUCAAAAUCGAUUCUUACUGGACUACUCCACUUCGAAACUAACGGCGCUCCCCUCUUCCCUUACAUCUUUUCUUGGCCGCCAGCCACCUCUUCUCAAAGGUCUUCUCUCAGCAGGUUUAUUUGAACCUCUCAAACCAAAAGCACCAAGGAAACAUCUGACUGCUGAUAAAGAUGAGUCUGUGGAUGCAUUCUUCCGCAGACGAUUUGGCGAUAAUGUGGCGGACAACCUGGCCUCAGCUAUGGUUCAUGGUAUCUAUGCCGCCUCUUCUUCGCAGCUUUCCCUCAGAUCGGCUUUUCCCUCACUGUGGGAAGCAGAGAGGAAGUAUGGUUCUGUGGUAAUUGGCAUGCUGCUAGGAACUAAGACAGCGGCGGAGAAGGCUGAGGAGAAGCGAGAGUGGGAAGAGUUGGGAGAAGUAGGCAAGGAGAGGGAAAAAUGGAGUUUGUACGGCAUCAAAGGUGGUUUGGGCACAAUGACGGACAAACUACUGGACAGAAUUUCGUCCCGGGGUGUGGAAAUCAUCUUAGGGGAACCUGUACGCAAGAUUGAGCUUUCCUCAAACCAGGAAAUUGCUAUCCACACCCACAGCCACUCCCUUUCAACUUCCCACGUCAUCUCCGCCCUACCUCCCAGAGUUCUUGCUCGCACCCUCUCUUCUCCUUUACCCCACCUUACACACAAUCCCUCCACAUGCGUUGGAGUUGUCAACGUCGUAUAUCCCCUUCCACCCACAUCCAUUCACUCUGCAGGCUUCGGCUAUCUUGUUCCUCGUCCACCCACCAACCUCAACCCGAACCCGAGCCCGAACCCCUCGGGGGUCCUCGGUGUCAUCUUCGACUCAACAGCUUUACCCCCCAACCCUCCUGAGCUGGGUGGACAGGUGACGAAGCUCACAUUGAUGAUGGGUGGUCCGUACUGGGCAAACUACUCCCCGCGAAUCUCACCUCCCAGUGACCCGGAAGAACUCUUACCACUCGCCAUCCAACACCUCAAUACCAUUUUCCCGCAUCUUCGAAACGUCAAGCCUAUCUUGGCGGUCUGUAACAUUCAUCAUAACUGUAUUCCUACGUAUCUUCCAGGGCAUGGCGCUCGUUUGCGCGAAAUGCAUGAGGCGAUUGAGAGUGGAGAAUGGAAUGGGAAGUUGAGCUUGGUUGGGAGCGGAUACGGUGGAGUGGGUGUGAAUGAUUGCGUGCUUCCUGGGGUGGACGUCGCUAGGAGAUUGGCGAAGGGGAAGGAAGUGACAGGAUUGGAAGCGUGGAAGGACUGGGAGUGAGCAUUAAAGUUUGACACAUUUGCAUUGUAUUGAAUGAGACGGAUGGCCUAUAAUGGCGGCAUG